CUGCAAAAUCUAAAGCACGUACAAAACGUUUUCACCUCCGAUUGAUUCCCUCUCUUUCUGUCCGUACACCCUCUGAUACAGACACCCCGCCUCGAACAAUCCUUUCAUCGUUCUUUCUUUUCCCCAUUAAUAUCCUCUGAUUCUCUCUCUCACUCUCUCUAUAUAUAUUCACACCAGCCCCAUUCUCUGUCUCUAUCUAUCUCUCAUUACAGAUUCUUCGUAGGGAUUCAUUUCAUUACAUCAGCUCUCUCUAGCGACGAUGUUUGACCUUAAUCUCGCUGAUGUGGAACCGGUCGGCGAUAGAGAGUCGACGCCGUCGGAGAAGCUACUGGAACUCUCCGGAACCUCGAAUUCUUCAGUGGUGAAUGCCGAGGCUUGCAGCAUUGUCGGCGACGAGGACGAGUACUCCUGCUCCGACGGUUACGCGUUCGGUAUACUGAGGAGGGAGGAGUGCGAGGAGAGUGAGAAUCGAGGUGGCUUUGAGACGAAGGACCUUUUUCCGGUGAGCGGGGGAGAGGCGGCGAUGUUCCUGCAGCAUCAGCUACACGUACAGCGCGAUUGGUCGGGUCUCCCGCAGAAUUAUGGUUUAAUGGCGGAUCCGAGGAUUAUGAUUGUGCCACAACAGAAACCGCAUGUGAAGAAGAGUAGAAGAGGACCGAGGUCCAGGAGUUCUCAGUACCGCGGAGUCACGUUCUAUAGGAGAACCGGAAGAUGGGAAUCCCACAUUUGGUAUGUGCAUACCUUUACACUCUGGACGAUGUCCUUUAGUUUCCCCGAGCAAUUGCUAUUCGAAUAUGGUUUAUCCAUAUGCUAAUACCUGUUUAGCUUCCUUAUUGCUACUAGUACUUGAUAGGAGUGACCACAGACUUGACAGUUUAGAGGAAUCUCAGACUAUUGAACAUUCUUUUCUAAUCUAAAAACACAAAUGAUCACUGAUGUCUAUCAAGUGGUUGUCUAUAUGCAUUAAGAUUUAAGAGACACCUUAGAUGAUUUAUCUGUUAAUCCACGACAUAUGAUUUAAUUCUAAAGUUCAACACUGAUGGCUACCUAUUUGCAUGCAGGGACUGUGGGAAACAAGUUUACUUAGGAGGAUUUGAUACUGCUCAUGCUGCUGCCAGGGCAUAUGAUCGUGCUGCAAUUAAGUUCCGUGGACUAGAUGCCGAUAUUAAUUUCAAUGUCAGCGAUUAUGAAGAAGAUUUUCAGCAGAUGCAGAACUUCACAAAGGAAGAGUUUGUGCAGAUACUACGUCGUCAGAGCACUGGGUUUUCCAGAGGGAGUUCGAAGUAUCGGGGAGUUACUCUGCACAAAUGUGGACGAUGGGAGGCUAGAAUGGGGCAAUUUCUCGGAAAGAAGUAUAUCUACCUGGGGUUAUUUGACAGUGAGAUAGAAGCUGCAAGGGCGUAUGAUAAGGCUGCCAUAAAACUGAAUGGGACGGAGGCAGUGACUAACUUUGAAGUAAGCUCAUAUGAAGGGGAGAUGAGCUCUGAAAUUGAUAAUGGAGGUGGCAACCAAGAUUUGGAUUUGCAUUUGGGCAUUGCUUCUACUAGUUGUGUUGAUGGCAUGGAGGCCCUACAAUCACAAUGUGGUUUUGCCAAUCUGAAGCAUAUGGGAUUUGGGGCAUCUACUUCAAGUAGAAUGGGGUCUAAAUUGCCGCAUUGCUAUGACUUGCUUCCUCAGCAUCCACCUCUCUAUAAUACAACAAAUACUCCUUUCUGCCCCACUUAUAAGGUAUACCCCUUGUCUAGCAUGGUUUGAAGGGUUAGUGCACUAUAAUAUCAUUUCCAUGCAUUUGACUGCCUUGGUGAGUUAAUUCACCCUUCGUUUGCUCAUUAACCUCCAAUCCUUGCUAUUUUUAUAUCUAUGUUGCCCUUGCUAUGGCUUACUGGACUCAGCCACACGCGCCACAUGUAAGCUCAUUGUGUCAACCUUAUACUUAAGGAGUUAAUAACUUGUGUGGACAUUUUACUGCCCUCCUGAGGCUCUAUUGUCGGUUAGACAUCCAUUUUGCAACAGCUCUUGGCUCCGAUAUAAACUGUGAGCGGAGGAGACAUAAAGACAGUGCUAUUAGUCGUUAGUGUUUGUUCGGAACCCUGGGAAAUGCUAGACAAAGAAACUAGGAGGUAAUAAAGGAGAAAUUUCAAAGGAAUAAAAUCAGCGGGAGUUCAAAAAUUGGUUCAAACUCAUUACAUCAGUUUCAUAUGUUUGGUCAAACUCAUUUUUGUUUGUCCAUUUGUAUUAUAUAAAGACUGAAACAAAAAUAUGGACACAUGGUUAAUUCUAAAAGGUUUUAUCAGAUUUGAUUUCCCUUUAUUGUUUACAUGCUAAACACACAUAAAAAACUUACAGACAAAUAAUGUGAACUAAAGUUUCUCUACACCUAAUUACAUGAUCACUAUCGUGUAAAAAACAUAAUUAUAGUCAAUAAAAGUAACUAAUAUAGUCGAAAUGCAAAAGAGUUCACCUUUUUGUCCAUCAUCCUUACAUUUGUUCUUUAUAUGUCAUUAUUACUUUUUUAUAAUCUUUUUUCUCCUCAUCCCAUUUACUUUUCUUGUUCCAGACAUAGUUUGGGAGGAAAUUGUGUUGAUGUUAGCACUAAUCAAUUUUUCAUAUACUAAUAUACAUACAGGGAAAAUCAAUGGAGAAGGGAAGGGAAAAUGAUCCUUCACCAAACUGGGCACAAGGUUACAUAAGGACUCCCCCAGCAGCCCUUUUUUCUACUGCAGCAUCAUCAGGAUUCGCUAAUUCAAACUUUACUAAUACUUCACCGGCUGCCAACCGGCUAACGCACUAUUCUGCUGGACCACUUUCUUACCACAAUGCUUCACCGCCCAUUCCAACUAUGAACACCACUUCGCAGUUUUGGUGCCAGAGCUGAAGUAGGCAGGUAGUCAAUUGCGUGCUGCCGUCGAUUCUUUCCUUUGUUUGGAGUAAAUUGGAUUCUGGUUUCUCAUGGACCACACAAGCCCGAUUGGUCUCAUUCAUCUCCUUUUACUGCGAUUUGGAAAACUGCAACAUUUUGAUUGUUAGUGUAAAGUUCAAUAUUUUUAGCAUUAAAGGGUACCGUGAUGCUCAAUUUCAUAUUUUCAUCCUUGUCUAGACUCUUUCAGAAACGUUUUUGUAAUAGCAGAAAUGUUACUUCUGUGCUUCUUUUUUCCUCCUUGGUUUGCUCGUUUUUAGUAUUGUUUUACCAAACGACAAUUUAUUAUGGUUACAUGUAGUCAUAAUUAAUUACGCUGUAAAGGGGGGAAAUUUGAGGGAGUUUUUCCAGAUAAUCAUAUUGGCCUUUUC
Cuscuta epithymum is the source of this 3288-nucleotide messenger RNA. NCBI's taxonomy places the organism in Eukaryota, Viridiplantae, Streptophyta, Magnoliopsida, Solanales, Convolvulaceae. The record is from the annotation of a GenBank genome assembly.